Molecule: messenger RNA, 2899 nt
Organism: Trichosurus vulpecula (common brushtail)
Lineage: Eukaryota; Metazoa; Chordata; Mammalia; Diprotodontia; Phalangeridae
Gene: LMF2
Product: lipase maturation factor 2
Exons: 14
Coding region: 446-2542 (698 amino acids)
Biological process (GO): protein maturation
Cellular component (GO): endoplasmic reticulum membrane
Source: RefSeq, a predicted model, not a curated record
GAGGGAGGCGGGGGGGGCGGUGUCUGGUAGGCGGGGCGUUGGCGGCACCUCCACCUAGGAGGUGGGGACCAAGAAGAAUCCGGGCUCCGGGAGGCUCCUUCCGGAGGCACCGAGGGGCGGGGCCCCCGCGACGGGGAGGGAGGCUCCUCCUCGGGAGGGGCGUCGGACGCCUGAGGCGGGGCUUUGGCCGGACGGACGAGGCCCCGGGGAAGGAGGAGGACGCUGACUGACGCCCCCGCGAGGGGCGGGGCCUGAACGAAUGCUAGGCCGGGCGGUGACGUAACUGGAGGGGCGGGCCCGAAGCGAGCGGGAGGGAGCUCGCUCCCCGAGGGCGGGGUCGGGAGUCCGUGACGUAACUCGGAGGCGGGAUAUAGGCGGGGCCAGCUGCGGGCGGGCCGACGUGUCUUGGCAGCUCCUGCCCAGCUCGGACCAGGACGGUCCCGCCAUGGCGGGCUCCAGGCAGCCCCGGCGCUUGUUCCUGCAGGGCGUGGCUGCUGCCUUCAUGUUCGCCUUCGCCUCGCUCUACGCGCAGAUCCCAGGGCUGUAUGGGCGUGAUGGGAUCCUGCCUGCCCGGAAGAUGCUCCGACCUCUGGGGAAGGGUCUGUGGCAGCAGCUGUGGGAGGUACCCACACUGCUCUGGCUGUCCCCGAGGCUGGGGCUGGACACAGAGCAGGGCAUGGAGUUGCUGAGCCUCCUGGGGACACUGUGCAGCCUAGGGGCCCUGCUGGUGCCCUCCUUGCGCCAUAGCCUACUCUACCUGCUGCUUUGGAGUCUCUACCUCUCUCUCUACCAGGUGGGACAGGUGUUCUUGUACUUCCAGUGGGACUCCUUGUUGCUGGAGACAGGCUUCCUGGCGGUGCUGGUAGCUCCUUUGUGGCCCCCGUGGGGCAAGGAGACAGGAGCCCUGCCACACGCAGAUGUCCCCUUCUGGCUGGUCCGGUGGCUUCUCUUCCGCCUUAUGUUUGCCUCGGGAGUGGUCAAGCUCACCAGCCGCUGCCCUACUUGGUGGGGACUCACAGCCCUGACCUACCACUAUGAGACACAGUGUCUGCCGACACCUGCCGCCUGGUUUGCCCACCACCUGCCUGUCUGGCUUCACAAGCUCAGUGUGGUGGCCACCUUCCUCAUUGAGAUUGCCGUGCCUGUCUUGUUCUUUGCCCCCAUCCGCCGGCUUCGCCUUGCUGCCUUCUACUCUCAGGCCUUGCUCCAGGUCCUGAUCAUCCUCACGGGGAAUUACAAUUUCUUCAACCUGCUCACCCUGGUGCUCACCACAUCCCUUCUGGAUGAUCAGCAUGUGGCCUGGUGGCUGGGCACAGGUCGGAUGAAGCAGCCUCCUGCUUCUCGGGCCCGGCAGCUGCUGACAGCCCUGUCCCUGCUUCUGGAAUUAGCUGUCUAUGGGCUCCUGGCCUACGGUACAGCUCACUACUUUGGUCUGGAGCUGGACCUGGAAUGGGGCAGCAUUCAGGCCAAGACAGCCUUCACCUUCCAUGAGUUUUCCCAGUGGCUGAAGGUGGUCACAAUGCCCACUGUGUGGCUGGGCAUGGCCUCCCUGUUCUGGGUGCUGCUGACUGCCCUCUACAGGUGUGCCCGGAUCCGCAGAUGGCUGGGGAAGCUCAAGGCCGCUGUCCAGCUGGCCAUCGUAGGUGCAGCUGUUGUGGCCAUGUUCACGAUCAGCCUGGUGCCCUACACCUACCUGGAACCGGGGACCAACAGGCAGCUCUGGCCUGGGGCCUACCGCCUCUUUGGCGCUGUGGAGCACUUGCAGCUGGCUAACUCCUACGGCCUGUUCCGCCGCAUGACAGGCCUAGGUGGGCGGCCCGAGGUGGUCCUGGAGGGCAGCUAUGAUGGGCAGAGCUGGACGGAGAUCGAGUUCAUGUAUAAGCCGGGGAAUGUCAGCGUGGCUCCCCCCAUCGUGGUCCCCCACCAGCCCCGCCUAGAUUGGCAGAUGUGGUUUGCUGCCCUGGGCCACCACACCCACAGCCCCUGGUUUUCCAGUCUUGUCUACCGCCUGCUUCAGGGGAAAGUACCCGUGAUCCGCCUGCUGCAAGUGGAGGUCUCCAGGUACCCAUUCUGGGAGCAGCCACCCACAUAUAUCCGGGCACAGCUGUACAAGUACUGGUUCUCACGGCCUGGGGAGCAAGGCCAAUGGUGGCGGCGGAAAUGGUCCGAGGAGUUCUUUCCUUCGGUGUCCCUGGGGGACCCAAAGCUGGAGUCAUUGCUUACACAGUUUGGCCUCCAGGACAAGAGCCCAGGCCGACCCCCUCACAACUCGGCCAGCCUCCUACCUCGAGCCCUGCGCUGGCUUCGGGAUCAGCUGACCCCCCUGGCUGCCCCCAUGCUGCUCUGGGGCCUCAUCUGCUCAGUGGGGGCCAUCCACCUCCUCCAGGCGCUGCUGCUUCCCAGGCCCCAGAGGCCUGAAACAGCAGGUGGGGAGAAGAACAGACCACCUUCCCAGAAGGAGAAGGGGGGCAAGGACCGGUCCCCACCCCAGAGCUCCGAGGGCUCUGGAAACAGCUCCAAAGGGUCCCGGCGAAAGAAAUAGUGUUGGCCAGACUGGAUGUCAGGCUUCUUCUCAGGCGUGGCUCUCCUGCCCCUGGUGGCCGGGGCCUGAGGGGCUGUAAGGGUGAGGACAGGAGGACAGGAUGCUCUUGGAGCACCACCACCAGCCCCCACCAAGCUCAGGACCUUCUCAGCCCCUCCCAUCUGCUGCACUCUGGGCUCCUUCCUUGGGGCCAGCUUCAAAUGCCUUUGUGACACUGUCUGAUGCCCCUGGGCAAGGCUGGGAUGCCCAGGGCCCUCUGGGCCGAGGCCAGACACCCACCCUUCCUACUGGUAUGUAAGAUGGGUGGACAGAGGUCUUCCUCAAGUUUUCUUAAUAAAGGAACGUCUUUGGCCUUUU